AGCAUCUUCGCAUGACAUCAGCUUGGGUGGGUGGGUGAAUAUCUUGGAGUCCUCUCUGCCUGAAACUUGAGGCAGCAGAGGGAGACUGAUUGCAACAUUAAUUAUGCAUUUUUAAAAAAUCCAACAGUUAGGGGGAAACAAGAAAGGAGGGGAAUAAAGUACGCUCUGCCUCCUUAAUUGCAUUUAAUUUCUCUGCAGAGGCAAAGACAGAGUGGAAGAAAGGGGUGCGAGAGGGAACCAUAAGAUUUCCUCUGCUGUGUCAAGGCGAUCGGAAGAAGCAUUAAGCAAUAAAGUGCUUUCCAUGCUCCCCAAGGUGCUCAUGGCUCCCUCUGCUCUGGGGGUCUCUCUGCUCCUGCUGUUUUUUACUUCUGUGCUGCAAUGCAAAGCUUUUCAUAAAACAGCCAGCAAACCAGAAAACUUGACCAAGCCUGCUCUCCGCUUGCUCUCUGACUAUUUAUUUUCCAACUACAAAAAGGAUGUCCGUCCUGUUCGGAACUGGAGGAAGACCACCAAUGUGGCUAUUGAUGUCAUGGUCUAUGCCAUCCUGAGUGUGGAUGAGAAAAACCAAGUCCUGACAACGUAUAUCUGGUACAGACAGCACUGGAUCGAUGAGUUUCUGCAGUGGAAUCCAAGGGAGUUUGACAACAUCACCCAGAUGUCUGUCCCUACUGAGGCCAUCUGGGUCCCAGACAUUCUUAUCAAUGAAUUUGUGGAUGUGGGGAAAUCCCCCGAUAUUCCCUAUGUUUACAUCCUCCAUCAUGGGGAAGUGCGGAACCUCAAGCCUGUCCAGGUGGUCACUGCCUGCAGCCUGGACAUCUAUAACUUCCCCUUUGAUGUGCAGAACUGCUCUCUGACCUUCACCAGCUGGCUGCAUAACAUCCGGGACAUUAACAUCUCCCUGUGGCGGACCCCAGAGGAAGUGAAACAUGACAAGAGUGUCUUCAUGAACCAGGGGGAAUGGGAGCUUCUUCACGUUCUCAGCCAGUUCCGAGAGUUCAGUGUUGGUGACAGCGAGUUCUAUGCUGAGAUGAAGUUCUUCGUGGUCAUCCGAAGACGCCCCCUCUUUUAUGCCGUCAGCCUACUGCUCCCCAGUAUCUUCCUGAUGGUCAUGGACAUUGUGGGCUUCUACCUACCCCCUGACAGUGGAGAGAGGGUCUCCUUCAAGAUCACCCUACUCUUGGGCUACUCUGUUUUCCUGAUCAUUGUCUCUGAUACACUGCCAGCCACGGCUAUUGGGACCCCGCUGAUAGGGGUCUAUUUUGUGGUGUGCAUGGCGUUGCUGGUCAUUAGCUUGACAGAGACCAUCCUCAUAGUGCGACUCGUGCAUAAGCAAGAUCUACAGCCUCAUGUACCUGACUGGGUGAAGCGCUGGGUGCUGGAACGGGCCACCAUCCUGCUCUGCAUCCGAGACAGGAACACGUUCUGUCCAGUCCACACUCAGAGCUCUGACAUCUCAGGGAACAUGGAAAACAACGACAGUACAGCCAAACUGAACCACUACAGCUGUGAAAGCACACGUGACUUUGAAGGAGGAGCAAGUGGUACUAUGACCCAGCCGCAAGGGGAGAGCUCGCUGGUGGUUGAAAAUAUCCUGCAAGAGAUUGCAGCCAUCCGCCAGUUUCUGGAGAAGCGGGAUGAAUUCCGUGACAUUGCCCGUGAAUGGCUGCAGGUGGGCUAUAUCCUGGAUGUUCUUCUUUUCCGGGCAUAUCUAGUAGCUGUGCUGGCCUAUAGCAUCACAUUGGGCACUCUGUGGUCCAUCUGGCAAUAUGCCUGAGACAGGCGCCAUACAGAUGGGUUUGUCAAGCAGUUAUGCUUAAUGAGUCUUUUUGAGGUCUUUGGACUCAUUGAUAUGUAGAACUAAGACCCAGGCUCUGAGGUACUGCUCAUGGACAUGCAUCUUAAGAUUGCUGGCUUCAAGUG
Messenger RNA from Lacerta agilis (Sand lizard), 1920 nucleotides. It is a transcript of the gene HTR3A, whose product is annotated as 5-hydroxytryptamine receptor 3A. Gene Ontology annotation, biological process: signal transduction; nervous system process; regulation of membrane potential. The record is from RefSeq and is a predicted model, not a curated record. Gene Ontology annotation, molecular function: transmembrane signaling receptor activity; extracellular ligand-gated monoatomic ion channel activity; neurotransmitter receptor activity. Bases 302 to 1774 code for a protein of 490 amino acids. NCBI's taxonomy places the organism in Eukaryota, Metazoa, Chordata, Lepidosauria, Squamata, Lacertidae. The transcript is spliced from 9 exons. Gene Ontology annotation, cellular component: synapse; postsynaptic membrane; neuron projection.